AUUCAGCCGAAACGUCAAGUCUAGAAAUCCGUCUUCCUACAUAUCCCUUUCCCUGCCUUCUCGCUCAUCCAUAGCCAAGAUGCCUCUCGACCUCGCCAUCGUCCGCGCGUCCUUCCCUGCCCUCACAGGCUCUGCUACCUCCAAAGACUUCAUCUAUGCCGACAACGCUGGCGGCUCACAGACCCUCGCUCCAGUCAUCUCACGCAUCACCGAUUACCUCUCCAAUACGAACUGUCAGCUCGGUGCAGAUUACUCGGUCAGUCAAACGAGCACCCGCCGGGUUGAUGCCGCUGCGGAGGCCGCCGCAGUUCUCUUCGGCGCUGAAGGCGGUAGGGAUGAGAUCGCGUUUGGGUCAAGCACGACAAUGAUGGUAGAGAACCUCGCAAGGGCGCUGGAGGCGGAUGUGAAGGAGGGAGACGAGAUCGUGAUCACUGGCGAGCACGAGGCCAACGUUGGCCCAUGGAAGCGCGUUGCAGCUCGCCGAGGCGCCAUCCUCAAGGUGUGGAAGCCCUCUCAACUCCCCAACUUCGCCUCGGGCACAAACGCCAACCCCUACGCAAUCACCUACUCCCUCGACACUCUCCUCGCCCUCAUCACUCCACGUACACGCCUCCUCGCGCUCUCCGCUUGCUCGAACCUUCUCGGAUCCGCAAUCCCCCUUUCCGCCAUCAUCCCCACCGUGCGCACCCGUGCCCAACAGCUCGGUGCACCAAAGGUCGAGAUAUGCAUCGACUGCGUCGCGUACGCGCCACACCGGCUCAUGGACGUAAAAGCAUGGGACGUCGACUACGCCGUCUUCUCGUUCUACAAAGUCUACGCGGUACACAACGCAGCUCUGUACAUCCGCAAAAAGGCGCUCAGGGACUCUCUCUCGUCGCUCGCGCACGGGUUCCUCACCGUGAAUGUCGCCGAGAAGCCGUACAAGCUGCAGCCUGGCGGCCCGGGGUACGAGUCCGUCUGGGCGGCGGGUGCGGUUGUGCCGUACCUGCGCUCGCUGGCACGCGCAGGUCAUGCGGUGGCAGCAGCAGAUGCUGCGGAGCAUUCAGACGAGCCGGAGGUGGUGCGCUCGACAGCUGCAGUGGCGAGAGAGGAGCUCAGGAUCGCGUUCGAGAAUAUCGCGGAGCACGAGCAGGCUCUCCUCGACGUUCUUCUUGGGUUCCUUACGGCGGAUGAGCAGUACAGGCGCGGCGUGCGUAUCGUCGGCGAUCCUCGCGCCGACACGAGCCCAAGUGUCGGUCGCGUGCCGACUGUGAGCUUUGUUGUGGUGGCCGAGGGCGGGGCAAAGGCGAUAAAGAGCAAAGACGUCGUUGCGGUGUUUGAUAAGACGAACGAGAUCGGGAUCCGAUACGGCCACUUUUACGCGCACGACCUCGUUGCGGGCCUUCAGCCGCCUAUCGACACAGACGAUGCGGUCGUGCGCAUCUCGCUCGUACACUACAACACCGUCGAAGAGGUCCAGAAGAUAGUCGAGGUGCUCAAGACGGCGUUGUAUGGUUAAAGCCCAGUGUGCGAUGAUCGAGAAAAGAAGUACAUGAAGUUGUCCAAUAUAAGUGACUUAUGAUUGUAUAUUAGAAGAAUGUACGAGAGUGACCUAGACCGCAAG
Molecule: messenger RNA, 1603 nt
Organism: Coniophora puteana RWD-64-598 SS2
Lineage: Eukaryota; Fungi; Basidiomycota; Agaricomycetes; Boletales; Coniophoraceae
Product: PLP-dependent transferase
Exons: 3
Coding region: 80-1498 (472 amino acids)
Source: RefSeq, a predicted model, not a curated record